Jatropha curcas is the source of this 568-nucleotide messenger RNA. The record is from RefSeq and is a predicted model, not a curated record. NCBI's taxonomy places the organism in Eukaryota, Viridiplantae, Streptophyta, Magnoliopsida, Malpighiales, Euphorbiaceae.
UGCAACUUCAGUUCAUGAAGAGGACCAUAGGUCUGCCCAAAAGAUGGAAACAGCUUGUUACAGCCUUGCAGAUGAUUCUUAUUCUGUGUCUGAUUCUUUAAGUGUUGUUUCUGUGUCUGAAAUGGCUUUUUCAGCUGCCUCCUCCUGUGGUUCAAUAUUUACAGAACCUUGUACGCUGCAUGAGAAUUCAUUUAAUGACGUCCUCGCAGUAGUGUCUUGUAGCAACCGUGUUAGUGUGGCUGGCCAUGAUUCUCAUAGUUCGAAUGUACUCUCGUCAUCUAUUUCUGCUCCAGUUGCAUCUAGAGACAGGGAAGUAGCAGAGACUGGGUCCACUUGCUCCAAUGAUGUCCUGUCAUUGGAAUCUGCAGGUAACAAACAGAGUAAGCAUUUGGGGAUAUGGAGACUUGACCAGCAUUUGCACAUUUAGACAUCUUGGUGGAUGAUAUAAAUCUUAUUAGGAAGAUAGUCUUAGCAUUGUAAAUGACCUUAUCAAUGGACAAACUGACAAGUAUGUAAGAUUUAUUUAUUCAUAACUAGGAAGAAUCAGUCUUAUGUAGUUGUUUGCUUA